This is a messenger RNA of Chiroxiphia lanceolata (lance-tailed manakin), 1270 nucleotides long. RefSeq names its product UDP-glucuronosyltransferase 1-1-like. The transcript has a single exon. The record is from RefSeq and is a predicted model, not a curated record. Lineage: Eukaryota; Metazoa; Chordata; Aves; Passeriformes; Pipridae. Bases 41 to 979 code for a protein of 312 amino acids. Gene Ontology annotation, molecular function: UDP-glycosyltransferase activity.
UGGUUCCUUCCUCGGAGGCACUUCCCUGGUUUGUGCAGGAAUGGCCCCAGGGCUCAGUGCUCCCCUUCACUUCACAGUGACUCUGGUGGUGCUGCUGUCCCUGCUGGGUUUGGCUGUGGGUGGGAAGCUCCUGGUGGUGCCGGUGGACGGGAGCCACUGGCUCAGCAUGAGGCAGGUGCUGGAAAGUCUGCGGCAGAGGGGACACGACGUGGUUGUGGUUGCCCCUGAAGUGAGUUUGCACAUCAAGCGAUCCAAGAACUAUGUGAUGAAAAUGUACCCAGUGCCUUUCACACAGGAAGAGAUGGAGAAAGAUUUCCAGGCAUUUUUUGAUCUUUCAUUUGAAGAAGGAUCUCUCCUGUCUCGAUUUCUUAAAGUGUAUGAAGGGAUGAAAAGAAUCAAUGUCUUCUGGGUCUCCAGCUGCAAAGAGCUCCUGCAAAACCAAGAGCUCAUCAAGUACCUUGAGGAGAGCCAGUUUGAUGCCCUCCUCACAGACCCUGUAGUACCUUGUGGGUUGAUCCUGGCAGAGCAUCUUUCCCUUCCCUCCGUGUAUUUCCUCCGAGGAGUCCCCUGUGGUUUGGAUUUUGAAGCUACCCAGUGCCCCAAUCCCCCUUCCUACGUUCCCAGGGGGUUUUCACAGCUCACAGACCACAUGACCUUUUUCCAGAGGGUGGGGAAUCUGCUUUUCGACUUCCCAAAUAUUUUCCUCUGUGAUUUUGCCUUUCAACCAUACGCCAAACUGGCCUCAGAGUUCCUGCAUCGGGAUGUGACUGUGCUGGAUCUCCUGCGCCAGGGCUCUGUUUGGCUGCUGAGGGUAGAAUUUGUGUUAGACUAUCCCAGGCCUUUGAUGCCCAACAUCAUUCCCAUUGGAGGAGUACACUGUGCUCACAAGAAGCUGACUCAGGUGGGUCUGGCUUUGAUUUGUGCUGUGGCUGAUUUGUGUGUCCUGAGGAUGAAGUUUUGUGUUACAGAGAGGAAUUGAGUUCCCUUUUUGGGUGCCAGUCCUCAUAGAGUGUUUUGAAUCUCUGCUCUGCCCUCUGAGCUCCCAGAUCCAACCUGUCCGUGCCCUGAGGCAGGGCUGGGACACUGGGAGUGCUGCUUAUGGUGGAUGGUGUGUCCUGCAGGAACCUGCCUCAUCCUCCCAUCUUUUCAGUCUUCUCAGCCUAGAGAGCGAUUCCAAGAGCUGUUCCACAGCCUGGGGCUCUGGGCCUCCCAGAGCUGACUUUCCUGUGGGAGAAGCAGCAGGCCUUGCCUGGGAGAAGCCUGUGCAAGG